AUGGCUCUCAAGAGGAAGAUGGACUUCGACGACGAGACCGUCCAGGCCCCCGUUCGGGCUAAGCAGCAAAAGCUCAUCCCUUUCCCCAACUCUGAGCCCGACAACGAUGUGGCCAUGACCGACGCGUCCGUGUAUCAACUUGAGCCCCUCCUCAUCCCUAUGCAGCCCUUCCACACACGUCUCCCUUCUGAUGCCAGCUACUCAUCCUCGACUGCCGGUGACUCUCCGCGCAUCUCCCCUGCUUACCCGUCUUUCGACCUCUACCCAGCCGACGACAACGGCUUCAACAGCUUCGACUCUCCCGUCUCCGAAGCGUCUGGAUCCGUUGGUCUUCUUCAGCCCAAGAACCCUUCCUUCACGCAUCAUGGUCAAAAAUGCUCUCAGAUCCCGAAGCUUCGUGUUGCCUGUUCACCUGGACUCAACGGCCAAAGGACCAUGUGGGCGCACUGCGAGCAAUGUGGUGCGAUUGAAAUGGUCCACACCGACUAA
Rhodofomes roseus is the source of this 489-nucleotide messenger RNA. RefSeq lists its product as uncharacterized. The transcript has 4 exons. The record is from RefSeq and is a predicted model, not a curated record. Lineage: Eukaryota; Fungi; Basidiomycota; Agaricomycetes; Polyporales; Fomitopsidaceae. Bases 1 to 489 code for a protein of 162 amino acids.